Mus caroli (Ryukyu mouse) is the source of this 899-nucleotide messenger RNA. Lineage: Eukaryota; Metazoa; Chordata; Mammalia; Rodentia; Muridae. The record is from RefSeq and is a predicted model, not a curated record.
AUGGGGGUGGGAAAUGCAGGCACACAUAGAACCUACUUAAAACCCUCCAGUGCUUCCUACGCCCUGCUGUGCCCUAUGGAAUCCUCUCUGCCCCUCGAGUCUCAGAGGCAUCAGGCGGAGAGGGGUUCUUCCGCGCGCCCGGGGGAAAAAGAGUCCGCGCACUUUUCCUUCUCUUUGUGCACACAAAACGCACUUUCCCCUUUCAUCCCAGUCUCAGGGCCUUCCCCAGAUCGUCUCCGGAAGCUCUUCUUUGUUCAAACUCUCCUGUGCGUCCGUGGGACACGGAAGCUCGUCUUUGUUCAAACUCUCCUAUGCGUCCGUGGGACACUGGAGGUGGCCGGGAAGAGAACACUGGCGUUGUUUACAGACCCGCGCGGCCGAGAUCAGUCCGCGAGGGCGGGGCUAGGCGGCCGGCGCUUUUUUGUACGCUCCUCCCUCCCCAGCCUUCCCCCGCGAGCGGACGCGCCAGCGCCUCUGUCUCGCUUUUUCUUAUUUUCUCCCCCUUUCCCCUUCCUUUUCUUUUCUUUUUUUCCCCUUCCCCCCUUCCACCAUUUCCCCUCGGAGGCGUUUCCCUCGGGCAGGGGCAGAGCCGGCCUCACCCCGCGCCUCUCCCCGGCCCCCGCCGCCCUAUGGCGAGAGGGCGCCCCCUCCUCACCCGGGCACCAGCGGCGGCGGUUGGAGGAGCGGGACCGGCGGCGGCGGCCUCGGGCCCAGGGUCAUCAUGGAAUUAGUUCGCUGAGUGACCCCUCGGCCGCAGCCGUGCGUCCCGCCCGAGUACCCGCGCCCGCCGGCCCGGUUUGCCCUCUUCUCCCUCCUCAGACGGCCCGGCCCUGGUCCCGCGCGCCCCGCCGCCGCGCGCCGAGGAUCAUGAGGUGGUAACGGGCCCCCGGAUGACCCCG